Molecule: messenger RNA, 705 nt
Organism: Dracunculus medinensis (Guinea worm)
Lineage: Eukaryota; Metazoa; Nematoda; Chromadorea; Rhabditida; Dracunculidae
Source: the annotation of a GenBank genome assembly
AUGAUGGAUUAUCAAACUAUUCUCGGAACUUCUAUUAAGUGGAGUUUUAUUGAAGCAGAGUUGCAACAGUGGUUUGGAAAUGAAACGAAAUUUGGCGAAGGUAGACGCAUAGAGAUAAUCGGCGUAGGCCAGGGUUUCAUGUCAGUGUUGGGUCGUUUAUAUCCGGACUGGGUUAAUCCUGAUCCUCUAUUGCCAUGCAGUAUAAUAAUAAAGAUCUCUGCAAUUAAUGACCAAAUUACUGAUUAUGUUGGACUGGAUGAAUGCUACCCACAAAACGAUUCUGAAAAAAAGGCUGCCAAAGAAGCAUUCGUGAAGCUAUUAUUAAAGCUUCACAAUUCGGAAGUAUAUUUUUAUAAAUAUGCUAAGAAAUAUUCGUUCUGUGUCCCAAAAACGUAUUUUCUUUGUGAAGCAGAUGAAGAUGGAAAACCUGGAAUUAUAACCAUGCAAGAUAUGAAAGAAUCAGCUAUCAUCCCGAUCCAUAAAAAUAUGACAUUAGAACAAGUACGACAGGUGUUAGAUGCACUGGCCGAAAUUCAUACUGUUUCAAUAAAAGAUGAUUCAUGGAAAAUUUAUCCGAAAACAUCUUUAAAAGAUACUAUUACGGGUGAAAAUCGAAGUCCAGAGGUUUCUUUCAGUCCAUAUUUUAUGAUUGAAAAUUUCAAAAAUCUUUUGAGUAGAAAGCUGACUUUAGCUAAAUCAACGUGA